AUCAGAGCAGUGUCAGAGAGGGAGUGCUGAAGAUCACACUGCACUUCCUGAAGAACAUGAACCACAUGGAUCUCGCUCACACACUGCGCUACAAACACGUCUCUGUGUAUCGGCAAAAGCUGAAAUCCAACCUGAGAGAGAAGUUUAAAAGAGUUAAUGAAGGAAUCUCACAGCAUGGAAGCUCAGCUCUUCUGAAUGAGAUCUACACAGAGCUCUACAUCGCAGAGGGUUGGAGUGGAGACGUCAAUAAAGAACAUGAGGUGAGACAGAUUGAGACGGCGUCCAGGAGACCAGCAACACAGGAGACACCCAUCAAAUGUAAGGAUCUCUUUAAAGACACGUCCAUCAGAAGUGUGCUGACUAAAGGAGUUGCUGGAAUUGGAAAAACAGUCUCUGUGCAGAAGUUCAUUCUGGACUGGACUGAAGGAGAAGCGAAUCAGGACGUCACCUUCAUGUUCCCACUUCCCUUUAGAGAGCUGAAUCUGAUGAAGGAGAGAAAUCUCAGUCUGAUGAAUCUUCUUCAUCACUUUUUCCCAGAAAUGAAAGAAUUACGAUUCAUAGACUGUGAUAUGAACAAAGUCCUGUUGAUCUUUGAUGGUCUGGAUGAGUGUCGACUUCCUGUAAAUUUCCAGAACAAUGAGAGAUUGUGUGAUGUGACAGAGUCGGUCUCAGUGGAUGUGCUGCUGACAAACCUCAUCAAAGGGAAUCUGCUUCCCUCUGCUCUCCUCUGGAUAACCUCUCGACCAGCAGCAGCCAAUCAGAUCCCUCCUGAGUGUGUAGACCAGGUAACAGAGGUACGAGGGUUCAGUGAUCCUCAGAAAGAGGAGUACUUCAGGAAGAGGAUCAGUGAUCAGAGCCUGGCCAAUAAAAUCAUUACACACAUGAAGUCUUCAAGAAGCCUCUACAUCAUGUGCCACAUCCCAGUCUUCUGCUGGAUCUCAGCCACUGUUCUCGAGAGAAUGUUGGCUGAAGCAGAGAGUGGAGAGAUCCCCAAGACUCUGACUCAAAUGUUCACACACUUCCUGAUCUUUCAGAUCAAACACAAGGAGCAAAAGUACCAUCAGAAAUGUGAGCCUGAUCCUCAGCAGACCAGAGCAAGUAUCCUGGCACUGGGAAAACUGGCUUUCCAACAGCUGGAGAAAGGAAACCUGAUCUUCUAUGAGGAAGACCUGAGAGAGUGUGGCAUUGAUGUGAGAGAAGUGUCAGUGUACUCAGGAGUGUGUACCCAAAUCUUCAGAGAGGAGUUUGGGCUUCACCUGGGGAAGGUGUUCAGCUUCAUACAUCUGAGUGUUCAGGAGUUUCUGGCUGCUUUAUACGUCUUUCUCUGUUUUAUUUUUAGAAAGAGAAAUGUGCUCAUGGAUCAAAGGACUGGGCUUUUUAAUUUCUUAAUAAAGUCAAACAUAUCUGAUUUCCUCAGGAGUGCAGUGGACAAGGCUUUACAGAGUGAGAAUGGACACCUGGACCUGUUCCUCCGCUUCCUUCUGGGUCUCUCACUGGAGUCCAAUCAGACUCUCUUACGAGACCUACUGCCCCAGACAGGAAGUAGUGCUCACAGCAAACAGGAAACAGUCGAGUACAUCAAGGAGAAGAUCAGGGAGAAUCCAUCUCCAGAGAAAUCCAUCAAUCUGUUCCACUGUCUGAAUGAACUGAAUGAUCAUUCUCUAGUGCAGGAAGUACAAUGUUACCUGAACAGAGGAGAUUCCAGUCGUCUCAGUGGAGUCAGUCUCUCUCCUGCUCAGUGGUCAGCUCUGGUGUUUGUGUUACUGAACUCAGAACAGGAGCUGGAUGAGUUUGAUUUGAGUAAAUAUGACUCAUCAGAGAAAUGUUUUCUGAAGCUGCUGCCAGUGGUCAAAGCCUCCAGAAAAGCUGAUCUGCGUGGGUGUAAACUGACAGAGGAAAGCUGUAGAGUUCUGUCCUCAGUUCUCAGCUCAAACUCCUCCAGACUGAGAGAACUGGACCUGAGUAACAAUAACCUGCAGGAUUCAGGAGUGACGCUGCUCUCUGCUGGACUGGAGAAUCCACACUGUACACUGGAGACACUGAGUCUGUGUGGGUGUAAUCUGACAGAGGAAAGCUGUAGAGUUCUGUCCUCAGUUCUCAGCUCAAACUCCUCCAGACUGAGAGAACUGGACCUGAGAGCCAAUAACCUGCAGGAUUCAGGAGUGAAGCUGCUCUCUGCUGGACUGGAGAAUCCACACUGUACACUGGAGACACUGAGUCUGUGUGGGUGUAAUCUGACAGAGGAAAGCUGUAGAGUUCUGUCCUCAGUUCUCAGCUCAAACUCCUCCAGACUGAGAGAACUGAACCUGAGUAACAAUAACCUGCAGGACUCAGGAGUGAAGCUGCUCUCUGCUGGACUGGAGAAUCCACACUGUACACUGGAGACACUGAGGUUGUCUGGCUGCAGGAUUACAGGUGAAGGUUGUGCUGCUCUGGUUUCAGCUCUGAGGUCAAAUCCCUCAUCGCACCUGAGAGAACUGGAUCUGAACUGCAAUAAUCCAGGAGAAUCAGGAGAGAAGCUGCUCUCUGAUCUACUGAGGGAUCCACACUGUACACUGGAGACACUACAAUUGUAGUUUUCAUCCUGAUCUGAUCUGAGUCUCACACACAGAGGAUGAUGAGGAUAAACCCUUACAGUACAAAGUGAUUUGAAAAUCAUCAUCAUUUAGUGAUAAUCAGAUGUGUACAACAUGUCAGCACUUCCACUUCUCUAGUUGUUUGUAAAAAUACACCAGCUGAGAUAGAUAAACUUUAACUCAACAGUCAAAUAUUUUCUUAUAUCUUUUACAGCAAAACAGAAACUGUUAAUGCACAUCGAACAUCAUUUAAUAGUUUUGUAUGUACAGUAUGCUUCUGUUUUUCCAUUUACAUGCAGCAGAAGGUCACAUUUAUGUUUAAAACACAUCAUAAAUAUCUUAUAGUAUCAGUUCACUGCAGUAAUUUGAUCAUUGCGCAAAGUUACACACUGUUUAUAACUGCGUAAAGUAAAUUAUUUUCCUCCUGGAGUUGU
Messenger RNA from Neoarius graeffei (lesser salmon catfish), 3010 nucleotides. Its product is annotated as NACHT, LRR and PYD domains-containing protein 12-like. Lineage: Eukaryota; Metazoa; Chordata; Actinopteri; Siluriformes; Ariidae. The transcript has 7 exons. The record is from RefSeq and is a predicted model, not a curated record. Gene Ontology annotation, molecular function: protein binding. Bases 57 to 2576 code for a protein of 839 amino acids.